AUGGACGACCACCUCGAAGAGCACCCAAACCCCUCCUCUCUCUGCACACAGCUGCAGGACCUGAAGCUGACUAUAGACGGACUGGCGAAGGAGAGAGACUUCUACUUCGGAAAGCUGAGAGACAUUGAGGUCCUCUGCCAGGACAGCGAAAGUGAAAACCCAAUCUUCAACAAAAUCAUGGAUGUGCUUUACAGUACAGAGGAGGGCUUUGCACCACCAGAGGAUGAAGACGUCGACGACGGGGCACAAGGAGACGAGGAAGAGUUCUGAUCUCUUCGUCAUCCUCCACCCUUUUAUCGUCCUCCUGUUUUUACCCCUUUUAUUAUUUCCUUUUUACAACUUCCCCUUCCUUCCCCCAUCUUUUCCGCGGCUGUCCAUAUCCAUGUUGACUUUUGCUUUAAAGUAGCUGGACUCAACAUGACUUUAUUCUCACAGAGGAGACAGCUGCACUGCAGGGCUGGGUUAGCCUGCAAGAGAAAAGGUUAAUAGCAAUGAGAUUACAGGAAUCCAGCACUCACAGGUCACUUUCUCUCACCAUGCACUUUCAUCGGUGGCCACAGACGAGCAUCAGGGUCCUCUGCAGAGUUUACAUGAAACCACAGCGAUUUCCACACAAUGUGACCAGUUUAAACAUAUUUGGGCUAUAAACUUCACUAGGAGACAUUAUUAAUCGAUUUAAGACACUUUAAGAAAGAGGCAUGCACAUAUAUUUUUAAGAUUUUUCUUAUGAUGACAUGUGAACAUACAUUAACCCCCUUUCUCCCCCCCCCGGACAUAUCACCGACUUUGAACUGCUCAUAAUGCAGAAAGAAGUCAUCACUCCCGAAUUCAUUCAUACGGUUUGCUUAUGAUUGUAUUGACGAUUUGUUUAUGAGACAGUAUGUUGUAUUAAUUAUUUAUUUAUGGUUUUUCUUUGAAUAUGCUACGGUUUCUGGAUUUGGGGAUAUUGAAGAUAUUGCACUAAAUGUAGCAAAACAAAUUGACUAAAAUGCCAACAUGCAGUGAAGAUACAGAAAGAUGCAAUUUUAUAUAUUUUGUAGAUUUAUUUUAAAGAGGUUUGUUUUUUUCGAUUUGCAUUGAAAUGUGAAAUGGCCAAGUUAGAGGCGUCAGCGUAAAUUACAAGACAAAUGCCAGGCUUUGAAUUCUUUGAGUGCAUAACAUGUACAGACAGACACUAAUAAGUACUAAUGUUUGGCUGUGUUGAAUGAGUUAAUCAUUUGAGCUGCUAUCAUCUUUAUUUUGCCGUAUUUAAUUGAGUUAUUUUGCAAAGCGUUCAACCGCCACCACAGGGGCAGCCAAGGAACUAUUGGUUUGGUUUAUUGUGAUCGACAGUGGUUAAACCUGUCUGAGAGAAAAUACUUCAAAGUGUAUCUCAUGGCAGCUUGUGAUAAACUUGCAUCGUUUGCAGUCACUGCUGCAAUAAAAUAAAGCUCUUGUGUUCAAGAAAAGAAACAAA
Notothenia coriiceps (black rockcod) is the source of this 1456-nucleotide messenger RNA. RefSeq names its product microtubule-associated protein RP/EB family member 3-like. Bases 1 to 270 code for a protein of 89 amino acids. Lineage: Eukaryota; Metazoa; Chordata; Actinopteri; Perciformes; Nototheniidae. The record is from RefSeq and is a predicted model, not a curated record. The transcript has 3 exons. Gene Ontology annotation, molecular function: microtubule binding.